UAAGAAAAGGAUUGUCUUAUCAAUGAGGGAUGGUAGGCCAAAACAAUAUAAAAUUUCUCACAUCUGUUAUUACAGGGACCGUUAUAGUAUCUUUAAUACAUAAAUUCAAUAGUCAAACCCUUAGUUACAGACUACACAGACAAACAUUGUAUCACAGUUACAAACAGCUAUUGAUCACACAAAGCCAUAACAAUCAAAACAGAUCACGAGCUAGACUGCUGGUCGUCCCGUGCUAAUUGUUUCUAUCGGAAUGUUAUCACGCAGAGAUAAACUACUGAUCCAACCGUGGGAGGAUCGCAGAUUCAAAGAUCAUCGUUCUAAAGUAAGGUCCGCGUUGCCAGCCAUUGACGACCGCGCACCGGCCGCCCGCCCGCACGUCGCGCUUAAACUGAAGAAGAAUCAACGCGAACUCGAUAGAAAGAACAAGAUACAGAGCGAGAACUUUAGCCUGUUGCAGCGACUCAAUGACAUCAUGAAAGUUAACCGCCUCGAUAACCACUGGGCCAAACCGUUGCCAAAUUUCCAGCAGAAGGUGGGCUUGUUCUACGACGCGGAGUCGUUGAACAGCAAGGUGACGGCGCGGUCGCUGCCCGAGCCCUCGGAGGACAGCUACAGCAACGUCAAGUGCUACGCCUGCGAGCUCAGGAAAGUGAGUAGCCUCGUCACACACGACGCUCUCGCGUACAAUCUCAGCUUCACUCAUACGAAUAUUUGUUUCCAGAAACAAUACGACUACAUCUACAAACAGAUGCAUCGGGCCUCUCUGCCAUCAAUUUAUUCUAAUUAAUAUUGUAACACGUUUUUGAAAUUAAACGAUUAUUAUAUUGGACAGAA
This is a messenger RNA of Helicoverpa zea (corn earworm), 834 nucleotides long. RefSeq lists its product as uncharacterized. Bases 251 to 787 code for a protein of 178 amino acids. Lineage: Eukaryota; Metazoa; Arthropoda; Insecta; Lepidoptera; Noctuidae. The transcript is spliced from 3 exons. The record is from RefSeq and is a predicted model, not a curated record.